This is a messenger RNA of Arctia plantaginis, 1461 nucleotides long. The record is from the annotation of a GenBank genome assembly. NCBI's taxonomy places the organism in Eukaryota, Metazoa, Arthropoda, Insecta, Lepidoptera, Erebidae.
AUGGAUGAGAAAGAGAAUUAUGAAUUCGAGAAAUCAAUCACAUUCCAAAAUUUGAAUCCGCGCAUUAUCAAACUAGAAUAUGCUAUUCGUGGUUCUUUAUUUCACCGGCUUAUGGAGAUUGAAAAGAAACUGAAAGAUGGAGUUCAAAUGCCUUUUACUAACCUCAUCAAAGCAAAUAUAGGCGAUGGUCAAUCCAUUGGCCAAAAACCUAUAUCGUUCAUCAGACAAGUAUUGGCGUGCGUUUCUUACCCGAAUUUACUCAAGACUGAAUAUUUCCCUCAAGACGUGAAAGAGAGAGCAGCUGAUAUACUGAACGGAUGUGAUGGAAACUCUGUUGGAUCAUACACCACGUCUUUAGGUAUUGACGCCGUUAGACAAUCUGUGGCUACUUACAUUGAGAAGAGAGAUAGAUGCAAAGCCGAUUGGAACAAUAUAUGCUUGACGCCUGGAGCUUCAGCCGCCAUUAAGAGCUGUUUGAAACUAUUCAUUAACAACACAAAUGGACAAAAAACCGGUGUCAUGCUGCCUGUACCUCAAUAUCCUCUUUAUUCUGCAACUCUAGCAGAGUAUGGCCUGACUCAAGUCGAAUAUUAUCUUGACGAGAGCAAAAACUGGGCUCUGACACUUGAGGAACUUGAAAGAUCACACAAAGAAGGCUCCAAGAGCUGUAAGAUAAGGGUGUUGGUUGUAAUCAACCCAGGAAACCCUACAGGACAAGUAUUGACAAGAGAAAACAUUGAAGAUAUAAUAAAAUUCGCAUACAAACAUUCCUUAUUUAUAUUCGCAGAUGAAGUUUAUCAGCAAAAUAUUUAUGAAGGAAUAUUUUACUCUUUUAAGAAAGUUUUGUCUGAGCAAAAGGCGCCUUUUAAUCAAGUUGAGUUGGUUUCUUUUAUGUCAAUGUCUAAAGGAUACAUGGGGGAGUGUGGUUUUCGUGGUGGAUGGUUGGAAAUCGUGAAUAUGGACCCUGAAGUUCUUAAUAAUUUGUAUAAGAGUAUUUCUGCGAGGCAUUGUCCUAAUACGUUAGGACAGGCUGUGGUGUAUUGCGUGGUGAGACCGCCUGUAGAAGGGGAACCCUCGUAUAAGCUCUAUGCGAAAGAGAAGGCUGAUUUAAUGAAGUCGUUUGCGACAAGAGCUAAAAUAGUGGAAAAAAUGUUUAACGACAUGGAGGGAGUUAGUUGUAAUGUUGUUCAAGGCGCAUUGUAUGCUUUCCCGCGGAUCGAUAUACCUCCUAAGGCGAUAGAAGCAGCCAAGAAUGUAGGACAGAAACCAGACGAGUUCUACGUGUUGAGACUACUAGAGGAAACCGGUAUUUGUAUGGUCCCUGGUUCUGGUUUCGGUCAGGUACCUGGCACUUAUCAUAUUAGAACAACGAUACUACCGCAACUGGAUCUAUUGAAGGAAAUGGUGGAUAUGCUUAAGAAGUUUCAUAAGAAAUUUAUUGAAGAAUAUUCUAGUGAUUAA